Molecule: messenger RNA, 1836 nt
Organism: Coniophora puteana RWD-64-598 SS2
Lineage: Eukaryota; Fungi; Basidiomycota; Agaricomycetes; Boletales; Coniophoraceae
Exons: 6
Coding region: 1-1836 (611 amino acids)
Molecular function (GO): protein binding
Source: RefSeq, a predicted model, not a curated record
AUGCUUCGAUACCUGCCGCUUAACACAAUGAUUGGGGGGACUUCUAUCACCCCCGACUCCAAGUUCAUAGCGAUCUCGAACAUGACCGAAGGGUUUGACAUCUGGGAUCUUGAUGCUGGGAAGCACCUGGCGUCCUAUUCUCACCGCUGCGACCACACUCUUCGCGUCCCGGUCAAAUUCGUGCAAAAGGGCCAAACGCUCCUUGGUGGGAGUACAGUUGGGCGUUCAUGCGUCUGGGAUGUUGAGACCGAAAUACUUACUCAAGACCUUCGUCACGACAAGGGGAUUGUCCUCGCCAUUGAUAUCUACGGUUUCAUGCGCAAGGUCAUCCUGCGCAAGGUCGAUCCCGCGAUUGACGACCCCGAUGCUAGCACCUCCCAUCCGACCCUCAGCAGGAACUCUUCCCCCGACGCCGUGGCCAAUUUCAAGCGCCCGUUCCCGUCACCGUCCCCAACACUGUCGGCCACAAGUCGACUCCCUCAAUGGGGAGAGCUCGCGGCUGCUCGGUUCCAGGCUCCUUCAUCCCUCUCAGCCAGGGAGGUGCUGCCGGCUGGGGAUCCUCGUACCCUUGUUCCACUCUGCCCCCCCUUACUGUUCCAUCGGACCCACCAGCGUCCCACCACCACGGAAUGUACAACCAGAACCACUCCCACAAUCUUCACCCCAUCUCUCCCGCCGUCGAAUCUCCCUCGACCCAGUCCAGUGCGAUGGGGAGCUCGCGGCUUCUCGGCUCCAGGCUCCUUCACCCCUAUCAACCAGGGAGGUUCUGCCUGGGGAUCCUCAUACCCUCGUUCCACUCUGCCCUCCCUUACUGUUCCAUCGGACCCACCAGCGUCCCACCACCAUGGAAUGUACAACCAGAACCACUCCCACAAUCUUCACCCCAUCUCUCCCGCCGUCGAAUCUCCCUCGACCCAGCUCAGCGCGAUGGGCUCUGGCAGCGGGUAUAGUCACUCCACUCACAGCCACAACGACACCAUAGUUCAGUCGUCGCAGUAUCCGUACUACGAUCAGAGCUGGUCCUUCCCUCCCAACGGCUCCUCGAGUCACUCUGGCAGCCUGUCGUCACUGUUGAAUCCUCCGAACUCAUCGGGCUAUAGUCGCCCCACCCCCACCAUCAAUACUUCGUAUGCUUCCAACCAUUCUGGGAUGCCUAUCCACAACGACCACUCUCCCCCUUCGUUGUCUCCGGACAGCCGCCCGACAACGGGAUAUUCGAUGUCGUCUGUCUCGUCGCUGCCCUAUGAAGAGGCACAUCACCAUGGGUAUCACUCGAUGGCCCAUGACGACUAUUCGCGCCCGGGUUCCAGUCACCAUCGCCCUAACUCCCCCGGUCUUUCCCGCCCUCCGUCGUCGACGAACAAGUACGCCCCGCUCAGCAUCCGCCGUCCUCGGCGUCAUAGCCAGGUGAUGAGUCCCUACCCUUCGCCCUACGAUCAUUCGGACCGCCCAUCUACGUCUCCCCACCCUCUCGACGAUGGUAGCAUGCCUCGAGUUCGAAGCAUGAUUCAGCUGCCCUCCGCUGACUACAAUUUUGGGGGCGGCGUCUCUCAGCCGGAGUUUGCAUACUCGGCGGGCGUUGGUAGUGCAGCAUCCAUCGACUCAUUGGAUGCACGUGGUGGAUGGGGGCAGCACCAUUCUGUCCGACUUUCGACAAGUACUUCGUCGAUCUCGGCUGCAUCACAUACCUCCUCAUCACAAGCGAACACGCUUCCCCUUGAUGACGGGUAUGGCCAUGGUGGGACAGGGAUCAACAGAUUCUCUCCCAACUUCGGCUUUGUGCCCAUGAACGAGCAUAUGCCUCCCCAGUACACCAAAGCGGCUGGCGAGCUGUAG